GUUAGCUUUUCCCUCCUCUCUCUAUUCCCAAAAAUCUAUAAAAUUUUCUCACUAAAUUCAAAAUUUUCACUUCCCCCCUACCAAAUUUCAACCCAUAUAGCCAAAAUUCUAAACCCUCCCUCUCUUCUCUCAAGUCAUUAGUAAAGAACCAAUUUUAUAUUGGUAUAGUCACAGUGUAUGUAGAGGAAGCAGAGCACAAACCUAAUGCAAUAGCUACAUGGUGAGAGGGACUAUGGUGAUGAGGGAUGAUGAUAAGUCAGGUACUACGACAGUUACGGCGGAGACGGCGGUGGUGUUCGGCUCUCCAACUUUCAAAAGACUCAAAUCGUUUGAAUCUUCGUCACCCUCUUCCUCCUUCACCACAAAUUCCCCCUUUGAUAAGCUAUCCCACGAACUGUUCGUAGAAAUUCUCCAAAGACUCACUCUCAAACUCAUCCAUCUCUGCAAGUGUGUUUCAAAACGCUGGUAUGAUUUUAUCUCCACUCCUCAUUUUGCUUUAUGUUAUGCCCACAAUUGUUCAUCUUUGAUGCCUCCUUUUGCCCUCUUCUACCAGUACAAUGAUGGUGCAGUCCAAUUAGCAUCUGAAGCACCCGUUUUUGAAUCUCGUGGGUUUUCUCUAAACUUCCUUCCCUCUUCAAAUCCACCACCUACGUCUUCCUCGUCGUCAUCAUCGGAUCAACCUGAACCAGUCCCAAUUCGUUACUUAGCAUCGAGCAAUGGCUUAGUAUUUUGCUCUCCAACCUCAACUUUCCAGAGGGUGUACUAUGUCUGCAACCCACUCACAAUGCAUUGGGUUGAACUUCCUCCACCACCCACUUGCGAAGAAAGGGUUAUCACUGGAUUUGUUUGCAAAUCAUCUUAUUCUUUUGAUAGUACUACCUGCACAACUAGCUUCAGAGUGGUUCGAAUCCACCAAUUCGAAAAACCACAAUACCCAAACCCACCACCACGUUCGGCCAAUCUCAAAUUGGAUAUAUUCUCUUCAGACACAUGGAAAUGGACAGAAAUCAUCUUAUCAACCUGGGGGCGUAACUUUAUUAUGUCUCAUGACCUUUCUAAUGCUGUGGUUUGCAAUGGAAUACUCCACUGGUUGUUUCUUUAUAAUGGCAAGAUCUUUGCCUAUGAUCCAUUCAACAACACUGAUCAAUUUCGGACCAUAAGGCAGCCCAAGGACAAAUUUCCCACGGCUUAUGAGCGUCACUUGGGGGAGUGCCAAGGACACCUCAGGUACAUCGACCAUUAUUGUUCCAUUCUCAACAUUUGGGAACUCAAGGACAACAAUGGGCUUGAAUGGUCCUUGGUGCACAAUGUUGUUCUGAAGAGGAUGGAACCAGGUUAUUCCCUCUUUCGUGUGAAAAUUCUACCUCUUCAUUCCCUUGAUGGAGACAUUAUAUAUUUACAUGUUGAUAAUCGACACUGUGGUAUUCUACUCUGCAACAUGAGGACCAGAACUUUGAAAGAUGCGUGUUGUUUUAACUCUUUUGCCUGGUUUUGGCAUUCGAUGGCCUUUCCCUUUGUUCUCCCAUGGUGGCCUACACCACUUCCUCAAUUCCAACAGAAUACACUCAAAACCAAUGGACAAGUCAUCCAACUAUCAGAACCUAGAACCAAUAUCCAGGCCCAAGAGGUUCCUGUUAAUCCUCAACAGGAGUCUGCUGCUGAGGAACCUACUGGGGACCAACUUGUAGAUGAGCAAGUAGUCCAUGAGGGAGAUGUUAGAAGUAAUGAACUUGAAAUUGAUGAAGAUAACACUAGCACAUGUCUUUUGGGGUCACAAGAAGUGGUUUCUAAUGAAACAUGUCAAGGUCAAGAGCAGGGAACGAGUUCACAAGAUCAAGGCGAGGUGAGUCGGACCACCUCGGUACACAUUUCAUCCAACUCAGAACCAAUUGGUUAUAUGGCAAGGAAUAUCCAUGACCCAAGCACUUGCCACCAUCCUUGAGGAAGUCACCAUU
Molecule: messenger RNA, 1955 nt
Organism: Cornus florida
Lineage: Eukaryota; Viridiplantae; Streptophyta; Magnoliopsida; Cornales; Cornaceae
Product: F-box protein At5g03970-like
Exons: 2
Coding region: 218-1942 (574 amino acids)
Molecular function (GO): protein binding
Source: RefSeq, a predicted model, not a curated record